Amphiprion ocellaris (clown anemonefish) is the source of this 13949-nucleotide messenger RNA. RefSeq names its product mitogen-activated protein kinase kinase kinase 11. Gene Ontology annotation, molecular function: ATP binding; protein binding; JUN kinase kinase kinase activity. The record is from RefSeq and is a predicted model, not a curated record. Gene Ontology annotation, biological process: microtubule-based process; protein phosphorylation; positive regulation of apoptotic process. The coding region runs from base 1116 to 4250 and encodes 1044 amino acids. The transcript has 10 exons. NCBI's taxonomy places the organism in Eukaryota, Metazoa, Chordata, Actinopteri, Pomacentridae. Gene Ontology annotation, cellular component: centrosome.
UUUUGAAACCCCACCCUCUCUGCUGACUGUAAGCGCAGACUUAGCGGUGGUUCGGGCUGUGAACCGAGGAAGAGGAGCGCGUUUCAGAACUUACCAUGGAGGUGUUGCGCUAUUUGGACAACGACUGGAACAGCACCGAACCGGAACAGGCCACCAUCUGAAAACUCCUGCAGGAACUUCAGGGGGUUUGUUUGUUUUCUCUGCGUGUUUCUCCCCUCUGAAAGUAAAGCCGAGCAGGUUUGGAGAGCUCUUCCUGUUCCACAGUAAUCGGCGGUUUGUAAUUUGCUGCUGUUUUUCGUGUUGUUAUGAGAAUAAAAUUCGCCUCUCCGUGCGCUCCUCUCAUCACCGUGUGCAUGGAUACUCUGGCGCAAUGGGAUGCGGGAUUUCCUGCGGGAGCGACGCAAACUUGCCGUCGGUUAUUGGACGUUUGGGCUCAAUAAUGCGAACUGGUCAGCGCUGAAACUUGUCGUAAAACACUGGUUGGCUGGACUGAAUACUCCUUUCCUGCUAUUCUUCUCUGCUUCUCAGCGCUUCCUGCUUGUGGUGGCCACUGCACUUAAUGGCUAAAAAUACAUAAAAACCCAAAAUGGACAGCUAAAAGUGUUGUGGGAGACUUGAUUUUGGAGCUCAUGGAGUUUUAUUUAUUUUUUUUUAAAGAUUAUUCUGCUCUUUAAAAUCAGAACUCAAUAGGUGGCACUUUUGAAUGAGGGCAGAGAGGAGCUCAUUUGGCCAUAAUGAGGUGAUUGGAGAGCCUCUUAAAUACAGGCCGGUGAAAUGAUAUUGUGCUCAAAGCAUGUGUUGGGAAACCACACACCACAUCACUUGAGCGGAGAGAAAUCCAGUGGAGUCGGUGCUGUCUUUCUGAGCUUUCUGAACUAAAGAUUCUGUGAAUGGAGAGCUUGGGAUCGAACUUGGAGACGAAUGCAAGACACCUGGUUCGUCUGUGAACCCUCGCACUUGUUGGUCCAACCUUUGAACACUUUCCACUGGUCCCUGAUGAGCCACCAAGAAAGACAGGAAAGGGAGCGAGGUGCAAUAAAGUACUCCUUUGUACUUUAUUUUCAAACCCUUGGGGUGCAAAAUCAGAUCCAGUCAAAACAUCUGCUUGAGGCUCCAUGGAGCCGCUGAAGAACAUAUUCAGUCGUGGCCCGCUGUCCAACUGGAAGAAUUUGGAACAAUCACAAAAAGGGAACUUCACCAACCCCGUGUGGACGGCCUUGUUCGACUAUGAGGCGUCCUGUAAGGAUGAGCUCACUUUGCGUAAAGGUGACCUGGUGGAGGUCCUGUCUCUGGACUCCGAGAUAUCUGGGGACGAGGGCUGGUGGGCCGGGAAGGUCAACAACAAGGUGGGCAUCUUCCCGUCCAACUACGGCUCCUUCAAGCCCAGCGGAUACGGGAAGCUUCCGGGCAGCGGUGUGGUCGGCGAGCUCAGCCCGGCCGUGGUGGGCGAGUUCGAACCCGAGGCCGUGGAUUUCCGGGAGCUCAGCCUGGAGGAGGUCAUUGGGGUCGGCGGCUUCGGGAAGGUGUAUCGCGGUACGUGGAGAGGCGGGCUGGUGGCGGUGAAGGCCGCCCGGCAGGACCCCGACGAGGACAUCAGCGUGACGGCGCAGAACGUGAGGCAGGAGGCGCGUCUGUUCGCCAUGCUCACCCACCCCAACAUCAUCGCCCUGAAGGGGGUCUGCCUGCAGGAGCCCAACCUGUGCCUCAUCAUGGAGUACGCCUCGGGUGGGCCGCUGAGCCGGGCGCUGGCCGGCCGUCGCAUCCCGCCGCACGUCCUCGUCAACUGGGCCGUGCAGAUCGCCAGGGGGAUGUUGUACCUGCACAGCGAGGCCAUCGUCCCCGUCAUCCACCGGGAUCUCAAGUCAAACAACAUCCUUCUGGCUCAGCCCAUAGAGAAUGAAUGUAUGGAGGGUUUGACGCUGAAGAUUACCGACUUCGGCCUGGCCAGAGAGUGGCACAAGACCACGAAGAUGAGCACCGCUGGCACCUACGCCUGGAUGGCCCCCGAGGUCAUCAAGUCGUCCACCUUCUCCAAAGGCAGCGACGUCUGGAGCUACGGCGUUCUGCUGUGGGAGCUGCUAACAGGAGAGGCCCCCUACAAAGGGAUCGAUGGACUUGCCGUCGCCUACGGAGUCGCCGUCAACAAGCUCACCCUCCCCAUCCCCUCCACGUGCCCCGACCCCUUCGCCCAGCUCAUGUCAGAGUGUUGGGACCAGGACCCCCACCGCAGGCCCAAUUUCAGCUCCAUCCUGGCCCAGCUGACGGCGCUGGAGCAGCAGGUGAAGGAAGAGAUGCCGCAGGACUCCUUCCACUCCCUGCAGGAAGACUGGAAACUGGAGAUCCAGGACAUGUUCGAUGAACUCCGGGCCAAAGAGAAGGAGCUGCGAUGCCGCGAGGAGGAGCUGAAGCGAGCGGCUCUGGAGCAGAAGUCCCACGAAGAGUUCCUGCGACAGCGCGAGCAGCAGCUGGCCCAGUGGGAGCAGGACGUGUUCGAACGCGAGCUCAGCCUCCUCAUCCUGCACCUGAACCAGAACCAGGAGAAGCCCAACGUCAAGAAGAGGAAGGGCACGUUCAAGAAGCACAAGCUCAAGAGCAAGAAUGGCGAGAAGAUCAGCAUGCCCCAAGGGUUCAUCCAUAAGAUCACGGUGCAGGCGUCCCCAGGCCUGGAGAAGAGGCGGAACUCUCCCGAUCUGGGUUCGGGCUCCUCGCCUUCCUUCGGCCCACGUUUUCGUGCGAUCCAACUCAGCCCCAGUGACAACAGCAGGACGUUUGGUCUGAGCCCAGUCUGGCCCCUGGAGGCCCCUUCUCUUAAACAAGCCAAUGGAGACCUGAGGUUGAGCACCCACUGGAGGCCCCAGAGCCCAAAAAGUCCCAAAAGCCCCAAAGUCCUGCGCCUCAGUCCGCAGGAAAGCAGUCUGUCGAUGCGAGCCAAGCUCCUGGAGUCAGACAGUAAUGAGAACGGAGAGUCCAAGGAUGACUUUGAGGAGUACCGACCCUCCACGCCGACCCCUCCCUCUGCUCAGAACGGCUCCUCAGUGAAGGACAGCCUGCGGCUUCCUCUACCUCAGGGAGACUCUGGCAGCGAGGAAGGGGGUUCCUCCCCGGCUGGCUCCCCAAGGCCCGAGAGGGGUUCUCUCGGUGGCCUGAUUAAGAGCACCCACCGGGCCCUGCUGGACGGCGGCUCCCUCCUGGCCUCCGUAGGACUAGGUCGCUGCCUGGAUAUUCCCCCAAGGGUGCCCCCUCGAACUAACCCCCCUUCCUUUGAUGACCGCACCCACUCCGAACUUGAGAUCUCCCUCCCUAAGCCCCUCAUUUCAGACCCCCCAGUAGUGGACGAUCUCAUCACUUUCUCCACCUCUGAGCCUCUACCCAGACCGCUGUUGGAUUUAGCUCUGCAGUACCAAGAACUGAAGCCUUUGCCCCUGACGCCGCCUCCGCCGAACCCCCGCGAGAGGAGCGGGCAUCGGACGCCGCAAACGCCGCACAGUCCCCAGAGUCCCAGGACCCCUUUGCGGCACGACAGGCCCAGCUUGGGCGAAUGGACCCCCAGUUCUAAUUCCACCAACGGGGAGCUGAGCAGUGAAUCCUGGGAGCACAGAGCUGACAGGAGGAGGAGGUCCAGCCAAGGUCUGCACACUUCUCAGCUAGUUUUGGACCUGCCCUUGUGCCAAGACAUGCAGGACUCUGAGGACAAGCCAUCAGUGCCCUAUUCUCUCCACCCCAAUCCUGCCCUUUUGAGCCCCAAAACCCGCCGCCUGGAGGUCAGUGUCAUUCCUCGGCCUCGCCCAUCCCCCAUCCGACCCCGCAUCGACCCCUGGAGCUUCAUCUCGGCUGGCGGCGGGAACUCAGGUGGUGGCCGCAGCCCGAACCGCUCAGACAGCAACCUUCUGUGCUAUCAGCCGUCGCCUACCAACCCGUUUACCAACUGUGACCCUUUCCCCUCCCCGGACUGCGACCCGUUCGCCCUCAAGGCCGACCCCUCGAGCAGCUCGGACGGCGCCUCCCCCUUCGACCCUUUCUCGGCUCCCUUUCCCACCUCUCGCUCCGCCCCGUGCUCCACCAACGGCUCGCCCACGCUGCCCUCGUUCCGCAUAGCACCCAUCAACCCGGCCGACUCACCUCUCAUUGACCUCGGCUGGGCGGCCUGCAGCAAGCCCCUGGAUGGCACCAAAGAGAAGGCUCACCCCCGGAGGAUACUGGGGCUCAAGCCCUUCAAGUCCCCGACGCAACUCAGAGACGACAGGUUUUAAACCCAGCCUUUCCUGUGGCAUGUGACCCAUUUCAUUAAUGGAUGCUAAGAACUGCGAUUUAUUUUUUUUUUAAUCAAAGGAACACAGUCCAGGACCUUUUUCCCACUACAAUGUCCGACAUCGUAACACGGAUUUGGAACGCACACUCACCAAUCAACCCGCUGAGGGAGGUUUAUCGCAGGCAUCGCAGGUCUUGUGUUUACAUCAGCCUGCCGCUUUGGAAACCAGAAAGCCAGUGAAAGGAGGUACAUUGAAUGGUGGGAUAGCCGCCUGUGAACCAAUAGCUGGUGCCCAUUUCGUCCUUUCCCUCUAUCUCUGUUUCUCGAUCCCUUUGAAGGAGCGGAACACAGAUCACUAGUCCCAUCUUCAGAUUCUAUCAGACUGCUCGUAUCACCCGCUUUCAUCUCCCCUCCCCUACCCUUGAAGCAUUGUGACAAUGCAGAGGUGGAUAAGGCGACUUGCACAGCUUCAUCUGCCUCUACCUCUCUACAGACUGAAAGCAUUCAGGACAAUGGAAAAUUGGAGUGCCUUAUUUCGUGAAGUGUUUUUAAUAUAUAUCUUUUCAAGGUUCCUUCAAUGGUUAAUCUGGUGCGUAGGGAAGAUGCUAUGAAUUUGGCUUAAAUUUGCAAAUCAGCUUAGCGUUGCGGUGUAAGAAGACGUCGUCUGUGUGUGCGUGCGCGUGUGCAUGUUUGUCUAGACUCAUUGUUCAAGGAAAGCUUACUGUGUUUUUGUGUUUUUCUUUUUGAAACUGCGUCUGCCUGUUGCAUUGUGGGAGAAAAAGCACUCAGAGUGGAUAUUCUAGGCCGCUGGUGAAAUCCAAGACAAAACCAUGACCCAGGCAUUCCACUUGGAAGCAGAUAACAUUCCAGUCACAUUCCCCGGGAAAUGCCAGGGAUUGGACAGAAUCAUUCGGCUGGCAGGCGACACAGCACAGGAAACAAGACUGGGGAGCCCUCUGCAUUCCCUUCAUAUGCCAAAGAAUGCCACUGCGACAGUGUAAGGGCUGGGACAAAGGGUAUUUGCAAAUAAGUUGUUUUUACCUCCAUUGAGUGCCAGACCAGUGUGGUUGGGGGGGUUUGCACACACAGGACAGCACAGAGACAGUUGAGACAAUCACAGAUGGUGUUUAAACAGAACUCCUCUGCUAUCAACUACUUAAAUACUAUCCAUACUGUCUUAUCACCACCUGCAUGUUGCUGUCGGAAGGUUCAGCCAAGUACUUAGGUAUGGAAGCAUCAGUGAGACUUCAUUUGUCUUUCAAAGUUAUCACACAAUUUCAGUUUACAUUUCUUUCCCCGACAGAACAAAUGCACCACUUUCCAGGCUUUUCAUUAGUCCCUUCUUCCCUGCAAUAUCUCCCGAACCAAAUUUACUUUCCAAAUAAAUACAAUCCAGAAAGAAGCCCCACUAACACCUGACGACAAAGACAUUUUGAGCUUGGAGACAGUUUAGCAUAGGUUUGUGGAAAUCAGGGGCAAACAGCGAAUCCAGCUUUUCAAAGAAUCAAAAAAAAAAAAAAACAAUCCACAAGCCAGCAUCUCUGAAGGUCACUCAUUAACACGCCACAUUUGUUGUUUAAUUGCAGUAAUUUCUGGUCAGUCGUGGUCGUCACUAUGAGGUUGCCAGGCAACUAGUUGAGGCUCUCGGAAGCUACUGCUCCCCCCCACUGUAAACAACAACUCAGUGCUUUUAUUAUGAAGCUUUAGUGCAGAUUAAACUAAAGAGACAUGAUGUGCUAAUUAAUAAGCUUUAGAGGCGCUAGUGGGUUCAUCUGGACAGAGUGGUAUUGAUCUUCUCAUCUAACUCUUAAGAUAAUACUAGGGCUGGCCCUAAUAGAAAUUUCUAGGCUCUGGAUAUUUGGGCCCAAUUAAUGAUGAAUAUCCGAAUAUUCGGGGGGGAGGAAGGGAAAGGAAGGGAGAAAUAAGAUAUAGUAAUGACAAACGAAGAAACACGAAGGGACGAGCCAAAUAUUUGGAUCGUCUGGGGGAGGGGAGGCCUGGCAUGGGAAUCCAAGUAUUCGGAUCUCAAAAUUAAUAUUCAGAUCCCACCGUAAUGACCGGAUAUUUGGGUCCAGUCCUAGAUAAUACGCCUAUUUCCCAAAUUGUCCAGCUAUUUCUUAAAAGUUAUGACAUUUGCUGUGCAAGACGAGACCAGCAGUAGCACCCUUCGCCUUUUUUUUCCUUCAGUUUGCUUAAAAGAUCCUGUAGGUUCCUGUGGAAAACUGCAACACAGAAUUACAUCCAACCAGAAUGCACUGCAGCAAUCAAGAUCAUUCUACAUGCUAAAUAUAACAUGUCCAGGCACUUUCUCAGGGUUAUUUUUUUUUCUGAAAUCGUCUUGGGAAAUGCAUAGUGUGAGGCAGGUGGAGGUGCAGCAGUGAAUAACUCCUGAAGUAGUAUUCAAGGGUGUUUUUUUUCAACCAUCUGAUCCAGUCCAUUAACAUAACAAGUGUAGGUCAAGCUUGCAAGCAGCUGAAAGAGACCCACUGACUCAUGGCACAAAACUGGUCCCGCCAACCUCGGCUUUUCUCAGACGCCACGACGUACAAAUACCGAUCGGCUUCAUCGCUGACACCGUGUCAUCGGAAGACAAUGCCGGCUUUGUUCUGCCGAGGAGUGAAAGCCUCGUCUCCAAAGGGGGAAAGCUUUGUGAUUAGCCUAAUAAUCCUGCUGACGAACAGAGGAAGCUGAUAGUGAUAAUUAGCCUCUUGAUAAGAGCAGGGAGCAUUAACAAAGCCUUCAGAUAUUUGGUUAAUUAAUUUGCCCCCGACGUUACAAAAAAUACCCCGCAUACUCCAGGCAAGGUAUUGAGUCGCCUCCUGCACCAGCUUACAUCUAGAUUUAAGCCGUGGCCUUUUUCGUGUUUCAAAGAGCUGUCUGUCCUCGCCUCUUUUCCUCUCCGUCGCCGCUGGCUACGGCUGCUGACUGGACUUCUUUUUCAUCUUCAUUGUCAAGGCUCACCUUUUUCUGCCUUCUUGCCCCUCAGGUGAUGUGGGGAGAUAGUUUUCUUUAAUUCAUUUUGUUCUUACUUCCCUCCCUGCUUCGCUGCCAAGUUUUCUUGAGGGCAGUUGUGUCCUGACACUGCAGAGCGUUCGGGUCGGGUUUUCUACGAGCAGGGAAAAGAAAUGGCAUUUGUUCUAGGACAGAGUACAUUUACAGAGGAGUGCUCAUUUUUAUCAAGGCAAUUUUGUUUGAAAUUUGGAACAGGAGUUUUGUUGUGUUGCAUUAAUGUGUGCAGCAGCAACAAAGAGACAGAGUUUGGAGAUUCUCAUUCUAAUUUGUCCUCAAAUUAUCUAGUUUGUCCACAUCUGAAGGCAAAAGUUUUGUAGCCAUUCUGUAGGGCAUCGACUUCAGGAAGGAGUGAAAAGCUUGCCGUCAAUUCAUAUAAAUGGGCAUCGCACACUGUGACUCUUCUAGAAAGCCUCAAGCAAGCAUUUACCUAGUAUUGCAAUUUGAAACCGAUAGAAGUGGUUGUGUCAAGAAGGAGAAAAGGGAGCUUGAGAGAGUUCAAACACUGCCUACUGUCACACCUCCGCACACCUGGCAAUUGCUGAGGAAAGUAGGAGUGAAUGUCAAAUUGUCUGCUUUAAAAAGGUACAAAAAUUGUCGUAUAAAUCCCUUUGGAUAUGCAGAAAAAAAGUGGGAUCUGAAUCUGUGAGAAACAUUUCUUCUGAACGCCUUAAACUUGAGGAUCUGCUUGAUUUUUAUCGAAGCUUAUGCACAGAAAAGCAGCAACUGUCUACGUCAGGGAUGUCAAACUCAUUUUAGUUCAGGGGCCACAUUCAGUCUAAUGUGAUCUCAAAUGGGCCAAAACAGUAAAAUCUAAGCAUAAUAAUCUAUAAAUACCCACAACUCCAAAUUUUUCCUUCAGUGCAAAAAAGUACAUUCUGAAAAUGUUCAUAUUUAAGGAAUUCUGUUUUUAAAAAACAUGAACAGCCUGAAAUUUGUUAAGAGAAAUAAGUUCAAUUUCAACAACAUUAAGUCUCAAUUUAUCAUUUACACGUUAUAACUUCCAGUGUCUCCAAAGGAACAAAACAUUUAGUCUCAGGUAUCUGAAACAAACAAUAUAUUUUACUUUAUGAUCAAAAAAAGACAAAAAACUGCAAAAACAAGACAAAAUACUACAAAAAUGAGACAAAAAAUGACCAAAAAAGAAACACGACAAAAACAACACACAAAACAACAAAUAAAGCAAAAUACAAGUGAGACAAAAAGGAAACAAAAUGACGAAAACAUGAGAGAAACCACAAAAGUGUGACAAAAAAAGACAAAAAACAAGAAGACAAAAUUUUAAAAAAAUUAGACCAAAUGACACAAGAACAAUGAGGAAUCUAGUGUUUUACUUAAUGAUCAAAACAGCUGGUCUAGAAAUUAUUUAAAAUUUUCAGUUUUACAAAUUUACAAUUUGCAGUUGAUGUUUUUUCUGUAACUUUUACACUUUGAAAAGUCGUCCCACGGACCGGACUGGACCCUCUGGCCACUUUUGGCCUGCGGGCCGCAUUUUUGACACCCCUGGUCUAUGUGGUUUGCAUGUACCUGGAUAUCUGACUCAUGAGGGGAAGAAAGAGUCCAUCCAAUGCUCUGAACAAACAGGUAAAACACACAGGCCACCACUCUGAAUCUGACAGGAUCAUCCCAAAACGGGAAUUUUGCUCGUCUAGAGCUUUAAUGUUCACCUCUGGCCCGAUUGAACGGCUCACCUGCCAUUACCUGGACAUGAGCGCGAUGGAUGUUCUUUGUGGCGAGCAAACCUAAGAGGUUUAAUAUAGAACUUGUCUCUCUCGGCAGCCUUCCCCACCUUCCUCCCCUCUCUUAUCCCCACCACCGACAUUUUACAGACAUGACAAGUGAUGAGUUAUUGCCUCGUCUCUUCGUGUCAACACACAAAGCCACGAGAGCUACCUUCUGAUAGUCGUUCCGCUUGGGUAGCUGUUAUUGUCAACACAGCUCUGUGAGCAAACAAAGAAAAAGACACACGAAGGAAACUGAGAUGAUUGAAAUGUCUGGCAGAUUAUUUCUGUCACAGAUUCCCUCUGUGUGUCAAGUAUCCUCUUCAACCUGCCACUCAUGUCUUGUCUGUGUGUUCUCUCAGUGCUCGACUUUAAUUUUCCCUCAGACCUGAUGUCGAAAAGCACAUUUUGUAAUUGACGACAUGAACUAUCACUUUCAAUAACAGGAGUUACUGUGUUUUCCACAAAUAAUUACGUUAUUAACUGUAGUCGGAGUGGGAAUGUUUGCCCCCUCUGGUAAUAACUUCUGGAAGUAGUUCAUCUGAGGUGGUGAGAAACCUCCAUCCUAUAAAAAGACCCAAGAAAAUAGGUCAGAAUACUUAAAAUACCUGCUUGCAUAAACAAAACACCCCAACCUCAUCUAUUAAAGUGUAAUCUGAAUCUGAAAAGUGUGUAGUUUGCCAGCUGAGGAGAUAAACACAUUUUUAGGAAGCACUUUGUGGACCGGGAUGUCCAAUUCUUGAUUUCGCCUGUCAGAUUUAGGAACCAUAGCUGCCAUUUGUCUGCCGGACCUGGCAGCCGGCGCUCCAAUAAGAAAGUCCUGAUGAGUUGCUCGUGUCGCCGUGCUCUUCCAGGCGUCGCCCCGUCCGUCACUGCAAAUCACUGUCCUGAGAACAAACUGACAAGACGAGUGGAACCGAAUGCUCUCAAGGCGAGACCGAUAUCUGGCCACCGGUGACAGGGAGCAGACGUGAUUUGAUGAUCUUAAUUCAAAGUUCAAGCUCACACCGUUGCCCCCUAAUCAGUAAAUAGCAAACGGUCAAUACACUACAUGAAUAAAUUCUAAUCAGACUGCACAAUGGAGAAAUCCAAGGCCUUGACCCUCAUCAUGCCAAGAGGCUAUUUAUGAGUGGUGGUUGUGUUUUAGAAUACCAGAGGGGGGAAAUCAGAGCAAUUACACAGAAUAAUAAAAUAAAAAUGAUGUAAAUCGAGGUGCAGUGUGUGAUUGUGACAACACGGUGGCAAGUGUUGCUGGUGAAAGGCUGAAUCUUUUUACUGCACAGCCUUCUGGGUAAACUAACCCAGCUCUGGAAUAGAAACAUUUUUCUCCUUGGAGCUGCUGUAAUGGUGAACUUUCCCCACUGUGGGAUCAAUAAAGUUUAUCUUAUCUGAACCUUGGUUACUGGGGAGAAAAAGAAUCACAUUUAAUAGUCUACAUGCCCAUAUUACCCAAAGUAGCAGAGCACAGUAAACAUAGCCGUUUUUAGUGUUUGACUCGAAGGAAGUCAGCAAGUCAAGUCAGAAGUUGACUGUAUGUCUUAAAUUGCUGCAGCUCCAGUUAGAGCAUGUUUUUCUCCCUCAUGGGCACAGAGAAAAUUGGAGAACGAUUCAAUAAGGCUGGAUGGAAAAAAACUGGCUGAACAUGUGUUAUUUUUACUUUUAUUGAUGAAAUUUUCUCUUGGCGGGUCAGUGAAGAGUGAAUUCUGAAAGGACAGAAUAGGUGGCGUGGCAUUUCAGUGGCUUUCACCUGAUUCACCUUUGCUGCCUCUGCUUGCUUGUGUUCAAUUAAGUGGAUGUUACAAAUACGCCUGGUUUUCAGCCUCGUUUCGGUUGUCUUAUAGCUGGCUGUCAGCGCCGCAGACGCAUUAUUGCUCGUCCUGGCUCGCAUUAAACUGAAACACCUGCCCAGGCCUUUGUUUGGCCUUAAUAGGCCAAAUGAUCAAAUAUGACCUUUCGUCAAGCGUACAGCAACUGCACAUCCCAAUAGGAAUGUGAACAAAAGCCAUGUCUGCGAGAGCUGCCGCCAGGUGUGUAAGCGCUCUCUGAAACUGUGAAUAUUAUUCCUAAUUCUUUUCAGUCUGUGCAUCCAAGGUCACCAGCUGCUGUCUUUUUUUUUUCUUUCCAGCAGCAGCAGCUAAAACUGAAUCAAUAGGAGCUAUGAAAGAAAGACCAAUUCGCUUCCCAGACUACAGCAGUGGCUCUUGCAGAAAGCUGGCACUCUGUUUAGAAAAUAAACAUGGAUUUUAUCUAUGAAGUUAUUAAGUCCAAUGCCCACAUUCUCAUCCCUUCCCUCUGCUCGACGGCAUAAAACAGCCCCAUGGUUGUCAUUAUUGUUCUGUCUGGCUAUUGACACUCAAUUACCUUGUGCCGUUCCUCAAAUAGAGACCGUUCAAUCUGUAAAAUUCUGUUUCUGGAGUGCCGAUUGAGUGCACUGCAAAGCAAUUGGUUGAGUAAGCAGACCUUGUGUCUCAAAUAUAGAAAGCGCAGAAUGGUUUAUUGUCGUCUGCUCAACAGUUUGCUUAUAAAAGGAUUAGUUGGUAUUUUUUUUUUGGCAUUUCUGUUAACCCUCCUGCUGUCUUCAUUUACGGGCACCAAAACAUAUUGUUUCCUUGUCUGAAAAAAAUCCAAAAAUUCAACAAAAAAAUUCCCCAUAUUCUGAAAAUUUGCAAAACCUUCAAGAAGAAAAUUCCAAUAAUUCCUUAAAAAUUUCACUUAAAAGUUUUAUUUUAAAAAAUGGCAAGAACAUUCUUGUAAAUAUUUUCAAAAAAUGAGUAAAAAUCUUCCAAAAAAAUCCUAAAAAUAUCUAAAGUGAUUCCAUAUAUAUCAGUAAAACUUCUAAUAUUUUCUUAAGAACAUUCACAUAAAAAUCAACCAAAAUCCAGCGAAUUUCGCUGGAUUUUGGUUGAUUUUUUUGUGAAUGUUAUUAAAAAACAUUUUUAACAUUUCUUUUUUUUCCACCGAAAAAUGUUCAAAGAUUUCCCAAAAAUGCUGAAAAUGUGGACAUCAGAAGUUUCACUGUGAAUAUCUAUUUUUUUUCCACAUUUUCAAACUUUAAAACGAGUCAAUUUUGACCCGCAGGACGACACAGGGUUUAAAUCAUUUGGUGUCUUAUUAUGAAUUGGAGUCCAUAAGCUACCAUAUAAAACAGAAUUGCAUGCUCUCCUGUGUCACCUAAAUCUGAGACGAUUCAAAAUUGUGUCACCUCAAGGUAAUUAAAAGUGUCUGAUCUCAUUUAGUUUAGAUUAACCACAUUAUAAAUCCAUCCUCACAGUAGGAACCCACUGCAACAAGAGUCAGUACAUCUUCCAUGAAUGAGAUUUAAAUCUAUUAAUUUGUCAAUACUUUAUUCUGAUUAACAGACUAAAUUCUUCUCUGUAGAUGUUUUGAUAGUGUCAAAGUGUCAUCCCCCCCAAGACCUUUUACACUCAGGCAGCCCUGUUUUAUCACACUCCAACUUCCGUACUUCACUGUCAGGACUAUGCUUUCACUGUGCUAGUUCUGGCCAGUUUAUCUUGACUUUAUUACAGGAUUUGUUUUGGGUUAUUUAAGAAAGUUUCACAUUAUAGCUCUGUGCUUUCCUUAGUGGUGAAGAAUAUGCAACUGGGCUGUCAUAGAACUUCUGUUUUCCAUUGACAACCCAUGUGCCAAGUCUAGAAUCUUGCCUGUUGCAUUGAGCUUUUACGUUGCGGCUUGUAUUUCCAGUAUCGUCAGUGUAUGACAGGAUCGUGGAUAAAAUGACAGGCAGGAAGGGUAAAAGCGCCACCGCUCUGUUUAGCGCUGCCAACAGCAUUUGUGUGCAAAUCAAUGCUAACAAAUUUAAUGAUCAGCUAAGUGACUAAACGUCUGACAUUUCACCUGAUUAACGUCUUCAAAGGCGCAGCUAUAAUUCCAGGUAAAGUGUUUGCCUGAGGCUUUUGGGUAUUUAACAGCAGGAGGUCUCUUUCAGGUGCUUGUGGUUGGGCUUAAAUAACUGAACUCUAAAUGAUCCAUGCAGACAAUUUGAAAUGGUUUUGGAUGGUACAAAUCCCCAUGACUCACUGGUCAAAUCUCUUCAACUCGCAGCAUCACAGUACUGUAAAAGGCUUUUCCUUCUGACAGCUUCCCACCAGCCUGCUAAGAACAUUCACAACAUUUCUAUACAUGGGGGGAGGAGUGGAUAUUUAUAAAUGGCCAUCUUUUUACACACUGGAUUAUUUCUCUUUCAAGAUGGCCAUGGACGCAGUCUACAUUAGGAUGAUUUCAUAUGAACAAAACCAUUUUUUUUUAGGUUUUCACUGGAGUUUUUUAAGAUGCAUGUAUGGGUGCUUCACAUGAGGCAGAUUAACUUUACAUUCCAGUUCUUCCAAUUUGACCAAAUCUGAUUUGUCUGCGCACCCCAGUGUUUGUGUAGCAGAAACCCGGUUCUUUGUGUACAUUGCAGCAAAAAACCCAAACCUAAAUUGCAGCCUAAUGUCCCCUUGAGGCACCCAUACUGAAUUUUUAUGUGCAUAAAACUGCUAAGAUGGAGAAAAGGUAACUACUUGUAACUACCUUAACGUAGCAGACGAGCUCGACCUUCUCCCCGUCUUUGUAUCUAUUUGCUUUUAUUGUAAUUGUUCCAGAUUAAUUUCUAUGUCUAUUUUGUCUUUUAUUACAACCUCGGCGAUGUGAUAACACAACUGUUGCAUUGCCCUGGCAGCCAUUUUUACAUCUCUCUCAGAACUGCCUCUGCUCAUGCGAGUUAGAGGUUUUUUUUGCAAGUUGUCGGGCUUUGAAAAUUCGUUUUUUGUUGCAUUUUUGUGAAAUCUCGCACUGGGCUGGGCCUAAUCAACUGUUUUUAUUGUGCGUCAAGAGGAUUAUUUCUGUAUACAGUUUGUGAAAAAUGUUUUUAUUUCUCUUGACUGUUAUAAGGGGUUUUAACCUGUGGAAAAAAAACAAAGGAAAAAAAAGCUCAAAAAGAGAUAAGACCAAAUAAAAUGUAACACUCCUGA